Cuscuta epithymum is the source of this 3095-nucleotide messenger RNA. Lineage: Eukaryota; Viridiplantae; Streptophyta; Magnoliopsida; Solanales; Convolvulaceae. The record is from the annotation of a GenBank genome assembly.
CCAAAAUCACUUUUUUCUCAAACACUACCAACUUUUACUAUUAAUCACUUUUCCCAAAAUCACUUUAAAAAAAUCACUUUUUUAAAGUUGAAGCAAUUGCAAACACUCCCUAAAUUUAUCAAAAGCGAGUAAGUUUUGGCAGUCGUGAUUCUUUCACAUGAACUGAGUCCGUAAAUCUGGUUGCCUAUCCAUUAGAUUCGUCUCUCUUACCCACAACCCACUCUCCAGUCCAACACUUUCGCCGGCUUUGUCCGCCUGUCGCGUUUCUUUACCCGUUCCUUCCUUCUCUCGCUUUUACUUUUCUUCUCACAGCUCUGUAAAUUUCCCAACAGGCAAGAAGACUUCUUGUCUUUUGCAGAAACCGCGUUUCCCGAUGUCUCACGCGUGGGCCCGCCCACCCACAGUCUCUUUCCCCCUCCUUCCUAGCUUUUUCAUUUCUGCCCAGAAAGAGCUUUCCUAGCUAGCUAGUCUUGAGCUUGCUUCCGCGAAUAACCAAAUCUCGAAAACCCAAUUCUGAAAAACCUGUCUUUUUUGUUUUGCCUUGGUGGGUAUGGCUGAAAACGGCGAGGAGAAGCUGAUAGCGGUGGCCAGGCACAUAGCGAAGACUCUGGGUCACACUGAUACCAUGACUGAUGAUAUUCUUCAGAUUUUCUCCAACUUCGAUGGCCGAUUGAGGGAGAAGCUCACCGAGGACGACUCCCGCGGCUGCGCCGCACUGGAGCGGACCCUCAAGUCUCUGGAUCGGCAGAUCUCGCGCUACGUGUCGGUGGAGCAUCCGGUUUGGUCCGAUUCUGCGGAUUCCGUCGCGUUUCUGGAAGCUGUGGAUCACUUGAUCUCUGCGAUUCGCGAAUGGACGCCGAUGGGGAACGAGAAGCAGGUUUCGUCCUGCUUGGAUCGGGCGGAGGAUUUGCUCCAGCAGGCGAUGUUCCGUCUCGAGGACGAGUUCAAAACCCUAAUGGAACGCGGGUCGGAGUCGUUUGAUUUGACCCGUUACAGGACCCGUGAGUCCGCGAACGAGGAUUACUCGUCGGAAUCGGAGGAAGCUGAUGAUGAUGAAGACGGGGAGAUCCCGGUGGCGCAUCCGAUUUCUGACUUCGACAUAAUCAUAGACGCCUUGCCGGCGGGGACUAUCAGCGAUCUGCACGAGAUCGCGAAGCGGAUGGUGGCCGCAGGGUACGGGAAGGAGUGCUCCCACGCGUAUAGCACUUGCCGGAGGGACUUCUUAGAGGAGAGCCUUGCCAGGCUGGGUAUAAAGAAGCUGAGCAUUGAUGAAGUGCAGAAAAUGCAGUGGACGGAGCUCGAAGAUGAGAUCGAGAGGUGGAUGAAAGCCGUCAACGUUUCCCUUCGGAUUCUCUUCCCCAGCGAACGCCGCCUCUGCGAUCGCGUCUUCUUUGGCUUUUCCUCUGCAGCUGACCUAUCCUUCAUGGAGGUCUGCAGGGGCGCCGCCAUUCAACUCCUCAACUUCGCAGAUGCAGUGGCGAUCGGCAGCAGAGCACCGGAAAGACUCUUCAAGGUACUGGAUGUUUACGAAACCCUAAGAGAUCUGUUGCCGGAGUUCGAAUUGCUGUUCUCUGACCAGUACUGUCUGUUCAUGAGAAAUGAAGCAUUCACCAUCUGGAAGAGGUUGGGAGAAUCAAUCAAGAGGAUCUUCAUGGAGUUGGAGAAUCUGAUCCGCCGCGAUCCGGCAAAGUCUGCUGUACCUGGCGGUGGUCUCCACCCAAUCACACGAUAUGUUAUGAACUAUCUCCGGGCAGCUUGCAGGUCAAGGCUUACCCUUGAACAAGUCUUCGAAGAAACCCUAACCCCGCCUACUAGUUCUCUCGACUUGUCAUCACCUUCAUCUUCCUCGUCAUUGGCAGUUCAAAUGGUGUGGAUUAUGGAAUUACUGGAGAGUAACUUGGAGGCGAAGUCAAAAAUAUACAGAGACUCUGCUCUGUCAUCCAUUUUCUUGAUGAACAAUGGGAGAUACAUUAAUCAGAAGGCAAAAGACAGUGAACUAGGGACACUUUUGGGAGACGAUUGGAUCAGAAAACACACAGCUAAAGUUAGACAGUAUCAUGUGAAUUACAAAAGAAGUUCAUGGAACAAAGUACAAGGAGUUUUGAAGAUAGACAGCUCCAUGUCACCAAGUCAAGCAUCAAAGACUUUGAAGGAGAAGCUUAAGUUAUUCAAUUCCUACUUUGAGGACAUAUGUAAAGCCCAAACAUCAUGGGUGGUUUUCGACGAACAAUUGAGAGAGGAGUUGAGGAUUUCUGUGGCGGAGACUCUUUCUCCUGCAUAUAGAAACUUCAUUGGAAGGCUAUAUAGCACUCCAGAUUAUGGGAAGCAUGCUGCUGCCGACAAGCAUGUCAGGUAUACUGUGGAGGAGCUUGAAGCUCGAAUAAAUGAGUUGUUCCAAGGCAACCGCAGCAGGAAGUAGACGAGCAAACCAAGUAAGUUAUGAGACUCGUUUGUGCUUGAGGUCUGGUGAAAAUUUUGUGGGGUGGGAGAUACAUUGUACCUUAUACUAUAGGUUUCUAAAACAAAAUGGAAACAAUUGAAACAUUUGUAACACUUUGGUGUCAUUUGUUUAGAGUUUAGACACUCGACUCCGCAGAGUUCUCUCAUUCCCGAGAAUCACACCGUAUGCUCGUCCUUGAAACUGCAAGUCUUGGCGAUCCCAUUAAUCCCGGAAUUGAGUGAAUUCACACUAUCCAGAUGCGCUUUUAUAUAAUAUUGGAGACUGUACAUCUAGCCAUAUUAGAGAAUUUUUGGGUCGGUAACUCAAAUAGGGUUGCAUCUUUAUUUUAAAAAAUAGGCUUGAUCUGGGUUGUAUUAUGUAUCUCUUGAAACAUUGAAAAAAAAGAAGGCUUGGACUUUUGCAGAGCCCCGAGUAGUCUUCUGAGGAACUGGCCAACUUGGGGCAAACAAUGUGUGAUUUUUAUUGCCUUUGUGUUUUGGUUUCUUCUUUGUUCAUCAAAUCAGCUAAUCCGUAGAACACAUCUGAUUCCAGUAAUCAUGUUGAAUUCAGGUCUUAUAUUUAUUUAUAACUAGUAUGUGUACCCGUGCACCGUACGGGAAAAUAUGUGUGUAAAGUUUUUAUUAAAAUUGUCGGG